Molecule: messenger RNA, 1749 nt
Organism: Olea europaea var. sylvestris
Lineage: Eukaryota; Viridiplantae; Streptophyta; Magnoliopsida; Lamiales; Oleaceae
Product: S-adenosylmethionine decarboxylase proenzyme-like
Exons: 2
Coding region: 306-1442 (378 amino acids)
Biological process (GO): spermine biosynthetic process; spermidine biosynthetic process
Cellular component (GO): cytosol
Molecular function (GO): adenosylmethionine decarboxylase activity
Source: RefSeq, a predicted model, not a curated record
AUUUGCAGAAAGCAUUGAUGUUGUAAUGGAAACUAAAGGUGGCAAAAAGAAAUUUUCAAGAAUCCAGUACGAAGUUCCCCUUGGAUACAUCAUUGAAGAAGUUCGUCCCAACGGAGGCAUUCAGAAAUUCCGUUCUGCUGCAUACUCCAACUGUGCGAGGAAACCAUCCUGAUACGUUUAUCAUCGCAGAAUGGACUCUUCAGUAGAGUAGGAUUUUUUCCUUUUUUGUCCCAGAAAUCCUUUUAACUACUUUCUAAGUUCUUCAUUUUCACCUUUUGGAAAGUAUAUUUUGCCCAAAAAAUUUAAUGGCAGUUUCGCCUAUCGGUUUCGAGGGCUUUGAGAAGCGCCUUGAAAUCUCAUUUUCUGAGCCACCUAUGUUUAUGGACCCAAAUAUGCUGGGUCUACGCGCCCUAACUAGAGCCCAACUCGAUUCAAUACUCGAGCCCGCAUGUUGCACGAUUGUGUCACAACUCUCUAAUACUGAGUUCGACUCAUAUGUUCUCUCUGAAUCGAGUAUGUUCGUUUACCCUUUGAGGAUCAUUCUCAAAACAUGUGGGACCACAAAGCUUUUACUGUCCAUCCCAGAAAUCUUGAAACUUGCUGAGUCAUUAUCACUUUGUCCAAACUCGGUCCGUUACUCACGUGGCACAUUCAUUUUCAAAAAUAUCCAACCUGCCCCUCAUCGUAGCUUUACAGAAGAAGUGACUUUUUUGAACUCAUUUUUCAAAGAAGGCAGUGCUUAUUUACUCGGCGAUCCCAUUUUCCCGAACCGAAAUUGGCAUGUCUACGUGGCAUCAAUUGGUCCUAAGACGUCGACUAAUUCAAAAACUGAGAUUAAUCUGGAAAUGUGCAUGACGGGGCUGGAUAGGAAAAAAGCGACUGUGUUUUUCAAAGAAUCAAGAGACAACGCAGUCAACGGUGAAAUGAAGAAAAAGUCUGGAAUCAAUGAGAUAAUUCCAAGUCAUCAGAUUUGUGACUUUGAGUUUGACCCGUGUGGGUACUCGAUGAAUGGGAUUGAGGGUGCAGCUUAUUCUACAGUGCACGUGACUCCAGAGAAUGGGUUUAGCUAUGCAAGCUACGAAGCUAUGGGAGUGGACUUUGGGGGGUCCAUUAGGCUUGAGCAUUUGGUCAAGAGGGUGCUGAGGUGUUUUGAGCCAGUUGAUUUUACCAUAGCUAUAACUUUGCCAGAAUAUGCUUGUGUUGACGAGUUCUAUGUCGACAACAUGGAAGGUUACACAUGUGUGAGUGGGGUGAUGCGUCGUUUGCUAGGUGGCAAGUGCGUAGUGUAUCAGAGUUUUACAGCCAAGUCGAGGGGUUGUGGGGUGCUCAAUCCCAACAAAUCCGUUUUGCAAUGUUGGAAGGAGGUGGCGGAGGAGGAGGCUGAAGUGGGAGGUGUGGGUGGUACUGCGGUGUUGGCAUUCUCUUGUGUGGAAUCAGCCUAGAUGGGAGAAGAUAAUAUGAACAUGUUCAGCUAGUUUUGACAAUCUGUCUAAUUAAAAUGCUAUAUGUGUACAGAAAGAUGUUUCACAGAAUUCCUCCAGACACUCACAUGGAUCACAUGGUGAAGUAAAAAAAUGCCAAAAAAAUAACUCACCACCCCCUAUUGUGAGUAUUCUGUGAACCAAAUUUCUGUACACCCAGUACUGUUAGUCUGUUUAAUGAAAUUUGGUAGUCUCUAUUUAGGUGUAGUACUAUGGAAUAAAUGGAGAGAAAUUAGGUAGUUUGAGUCUCUCUCCCAAUUUUAAGUUG